This is a messenger RNA of Caretta caretta (loggerhead turtle), 4856 nucleotides long. It is a transcript of the gene VANGL1, whose product is annotated as VANGL planar cell polarity protein 1. The record is from RefSeq and is a predicted model, not a curated record. Gene Ontology annotation, biological process: multicellular organism development. NCBI's taxonomy places the organism in Eukaryota, Metazoa, Chordata, Testudines, Cheloniidae. Gene Ontology annotation, cellular component: membrane.
GGCACAGGAAGCGGAAAGCGGCGGCGCUAGCAACUGCAGCAGCGGGGCUGGUACCGGGAGCAGCAUGGAGCGGCCGCGAGAGGUUGGUACUGAAGAUUAAGGCACCUGCUCUUCCCUCCUUAGAGUUUCUUUAGGUGGAAAGUCAUUGGCUGCCUGAUGUUUUGGAGCUACUCAUGAUUGGGACGCUGAGAGUACCCAGGAAGGUACUUUCUCUGAGGACCCCACCUCAGGAGCAACAGCUGCUCACCGUCUAAGGAAGCCGAUCAGUGCCCCUUCCAGUGCGGGGGCAGGCGUCUGCUGCCAUGGAUACCGAAUCGACAUACUCGGGAUAUUCCCACUACUCAGGUCACUCCAAAAAAGCCCACAGACAAGGGAGUCGGGACAGGCACAAAUCGCCGCGGAGUAAAGAUGGCAGUAGGUCAGAGAAAUCAGUCACCAUCCAGACGCCUCCCGCAGAACCGCUGCUGGGGAAUGAUGCCUCUCGGACAGAAGAGGGUCAGGAUGACAACUGGGGUGAGACCACAACAGCUAUCACAGGCACCUCGGAGCACAGCAUCUCCCAGGAGGACAUUGCCAGGAUCAGUAAGGAUCUGGAGGACAGUGUUGGCUUGGAUUGCAAACGCUACCUUGGUUUAACAGUGGCUGCUGUCCUUGGACUCCUCGUCUUCCUUACCCCCGUUGCCUUCAUUCUCUUACCCCAGAUCCUGUGGCGGGAUGAACUGGAGCCAUGUGGCACCGUCUGCGAGGGACUGUUCAUCUCUGUGGCUUUUAAACUCCUGAUUCUUCUGAUUGGGACCUGGGCUCUGUUCUUCCGUCAGCCGAAGGCGGAUAUACCAAGAGUGUUCAUGUUCCGGGCCCUCUUGUUGGUCCUUAUAUUCCUGUUUGUUUUUUCCUACUGGCUCUUCUAUGGCGUCCGCAUCUUGGACUCCAAGGACACCAAUUACCAGGGGAUAGUGCAGUAUGCAGUGUCUCUUGUAGAUGCUCUCCUCUUCAUUCACUAUCUAGCCAUUGUGCUGCUGGAGCUGAGGCAACUGCAGCCCAUGUUCACGGUCAAGGUGGUGCGGUCGACAGACGGAGAGUCGCGAUAUUAUAGCUUGGGGCACCUGAGCAUCCAGCGAGCUGCAUUGGUGGUUCUGGAAAACUACUACAGAGAUUUCACCAUCUAUAACCCGAGCUUGUUAAUGGCCUCCAAGUCUCGUGCAGCCAAACACAUGGCUGGCCUGAAAGUCUACAAUGUGGAUGGCCCAGGUAACAAUGCUGCUGGCCAAUCCCGGGCCAUGAUCGCUGCUGCUGCCCGGCGCAGAGACUCCAGUCACAAUGAGCUUUACUAUGAAGAAGCAGACCACGAUCGCAGAGUUAAAAAACGUCGAGCAAGGCUUGUGGUUGCAGUGGAAGAGGCUUUCACUCACAUUAAACGUCUCCAGGCGGAAGAACAGCAGAAAGCUCCAGGUGAAGUGAUGGAUCCCCGUGAGGCAGCCCAGACAAUUUUCCCAUCCAUGGCGAGGGCUCUGCAGAAAUACCUUCGCACCACCCGCCAGCAGCAUUAUCACAGUAUGGAGAGCAUCCUGCAGCACCUGGCCUUCUGCAUCACCAACAACAUGACGCCCAAGGCAUUCCUGGAGCGUUACAUCAAUCCAGGCCCAACCCUCCAAUAUGACAGGGAUCGCUGGUUCUCCAAGCAGUGGACGCUCGUCAGUGAAGAAGCAGUCACACGUGGAUUAAAGGAUGGUGUUGUUUUUGUUCUCAAGUGCUUGGACUUCAGCCUUGUAAUCAAUGUGAAGAAAAUCCCCUUCAUCAAACUCUCGGAAGAGUUCAUAGAUCCCAAAUCUCACAAAUUUGUCCUUCGCUUGCAGUCUGAGACUUCGGUUUAGGGUGCAGGGCAGUGUUCUCUUCUUCUUGUGCUUUUGGGUUUUGUGUCCCCAAUUCUGACUGAAACUGGCAGAUGACAAAGACCAGUAAUAUUUGACCAUCUGCACUUUAUUUGGAAGAAGGGCUGGGGGUAAUGGGUUGGGAUAUCUAUCUAGAAAGUAAUAUCUUAAAAGCUCACAAGGCAACUUGGUUGAGUUAGCUCAGCCUUUACGACAGAAUGAUCCUCCUUGUUUUCCAGGCUUAUUGUAGACACUGUGAACAAACAAACAAACGGCCUUUAUAUUUCCUUUGGAGCCCUGCCUUGCAGUGAUCAAUACUGUUCGUACAUCUCCCUUACUCAGGCCUGACCUGUCUCUGCGUCCUGUGCGUGUAGAUUUCUAUUGGGAAGUAGCUUUUUCUCAUUUAUAAAAGUCUGCGUAUGAGGGAGUAUUUACAGUUCCCCUCCUCUCAGGAAGGAGAGUGUGGUGGGUGGGGAGAGAAUUGAUAGUUGUUUGUAAACCAGGCUGUCUAGUGGUUGAAGAGCCCUUCCCCCUCCAGGGAUGCUCUUCUCCAAUAGCACUGGACCACUGUGAACCAGGGAGUAGCAGGGAUGGGUUUUGCCAUCUGUUUCCUUCAGUCUCUUCAGUUGAUUGUAUUGCUGAUCAUGGUACGGGCACUACUCAUUUUGCAGCUGUUUGAAUUAUUACCAGAUGUCUUAAUGAGAUGUCAGGGGAUUGGUGCAUGAUGCAACUCUCCCCCUCGGCCCCUUGAUCUCUAAUCCCUGCCCCACUAAUUUGAACAUCCCAUGCUCCCUCUUCUCUGUCCCCCUUGCAGCUUUCUGAAUGUGUUUCUCUAGCAACGGCUCCUCUGGGGUCAGUCGUGUUAUCACGUUCUCCCCACCCCCCUUUCGCGAUAUAUUUGCACAGUUACAGCCUGGCUGAGUAAACGUUCUCCUCGGAGGUGUGUGGCGUUUACCUAACCCUGAUGGCCUGGUCCCAAACAAAGCGAGCCUGCGCAGGAAUGUAGUAUCGUAUUCUAGAAGGGCUUCAAGAGCAUCUUGAAGGAAGGGGGAAUGCUUAACCCCUGUCCCUCACAGGGCCCAGAGACAGUGUGAGCAGGGAAAGGGCAGACCUUGGCUGACACAUGUGGUUGAGUGCCAUGGUUCUUUAAGACCGUAUAUAUAAAUGCACUACAGUAUAUUCAUCCCCCCCACCCCCACCCUGCUGUAGCUAAGAGAGACCAAACUGCGUCUGAAUGUUGCAAUUGCUUUUUUAAAAAAAAAAGUCCUUGACCGUUUACCCCAUGUUACUGUUCUCUUAGGUAUUCGUCACCAAGCUAGCCUGGAAUUUGUCUGUUCUUGGGUGAGGGAAGCUUAGCUCUCCAGAGAACAUACUUUUUAAGCCUUUUUUUCUGUCAGUGACCUCUGUUCUCAAGGUCUUUAAACAGGAUUGUUUUAAAGCUGGGCUUAAACAGAACCUCUUGAUCUGAACACUCUCCCUGCACUCUGAAUUCAAGGAAUGUUUGGGUCCAGGUCUCCACUCCAGAGCCAGCUCCUACUUCUGUCAUGAGUUAAACCAAAUCCCCAGUUCCAGACGACCUCCAGACUCUGGGAAAGUUCAGUACAGGAUCUGGAGUGGGAUUUCCUGGCUUGGGCCUAUGUCUAACUUUAUUUUGAUGAACAGGAAAGUCUGGGGGGAAGUCUCUUACAAUGUGAAUGUCUUUGUUUUGCUUGCCUGUCUUUGUUACAGACAGAUGUUUAACACACUAAGGCAAGGUACUUAAGCAGGUCCCAUUGAAGUGUAUGGGACCAGUCACGUGUUCAAGCGACUUGGUGAACCAGAGCCUAAAGUGGUGAUUUUCAAGUCAUGACCUAUCUGUGGUCUGCCAGGCCCUUCCUGCUGGUCCUAGGUAUCUCCUAUGGUAUUUAUAAGGACCCUACCCCCUUUGUAUUUAUGUACCAGUAACGAUUACAAAGAAGCCAAAUUGCACUGGUGGUUGCAGGGUGUGGGAUGGGUCUAUGGGAGGAUCUCUUCUUAUUGCCAUAUGCGAUGUUUAUAGAUAUCCCCUGCCCUAAAGCACACUCAGUUCUUUCCGUCAGGCUUUCUGGCAGUUUUUGUUGGUUUUUAACAGUUGUGGCCUUUUGCUGUAUAUUCAUUUUGAAAACGCUGUUGGUUUUGUACCAUUUUUAUUAAAUGAAAGUCACACAGUGUUGUGCCUGAUGCAUCCUAAAAAGUGAGUUUCUUUAACCUUUGGAUAACAAGUGCAACUGGAGAGCAGGGACUGUGGGGGUAAUUGGCUAAAGCUGUGAUCAGGGCUGAACUGGCUGUCUGAAUUUAGGGCCCCAACCCUAGCUUAGUUGGCUCAGACGUGUGAAUUUAGAACAAAAGCACCCAGUAUGAAUUUCCUCCUUUCAUGAUUCCUGCCAUACCACCUCAGAACUGGAAGUUGUUUGACAGUCGCUUUGCUCAGGAAACAUGUCUUUCUGUUUUUAAAUGUGUGUAAGGAUUUAAUACAAAACCAAAUAGAAGCCGAGUGUAUUCACAGCUGCUACAUAACCUACCUGCUGCAGUUCAAAGUGCCACCAUUUCUGUCUGUCCCAGAAAGGGGCGCUGUUAGCGUAAACCUCCUUUAAAUGGAAUGCCCUUAAUUUUGUUACUGCUAAUGCUUGAGAGGUCUCAACCCCAAUGAGAGAGAAAAGGUCAUUUACUCUUUGCCAUUUACCUUUCUGCACUUCGUUGAGCUUGGAAGGAGAGGGAAGUGGUUGGAGUGGGGGACUGGGCGCCAGGACUCCUGGGUUCUAUUCCCUGCUUUGCCAUAGGAAUCACUGUGAGACCUUAGGCAAGUUACUUCACUUCUCUGGGCCUUCAUCUCUCCAUUUGCAAAAGGGGGAACCAUGAUAUCUACCUCACAGGGAUGUUGUGAGGCUAAACUUAACCUUCGUGAAGUGACUUGAGAUUGUCUAUCGAAGCGCAAACUGUCUUCUAAUAAAGAUUUGAACAGUGAAACUA